AUGCUGCUGUUGGAGAACUUUACACAAGGAGUCGAUGGCGAGGAAGACGGCGAGGAGGGAGACGGCGAGGAGGGAGACGGCGAGGAGGGAGACGGCGAGGAGGGAGACGGCGAGGAGGGAGACGGCGAGGAGGGAGACGGCGAGGAGGGAGACGGCGAGGAGGGAGACGGCGAGGAGGGAGACGGCGCGAGGAGGGAGACGACGAGGAGGGAGACGGCGAGGAGGGAGACGGCGAGGAGGGAGACGGCGAGGAGGGAGACGGCGAGGAGGGAGACGGCGAGGAGGGAGACGGCGAGGAGGGAGACGGCGAGGAGGGAGACGGCGAGUAGGGAGACGGCGAGGAGGGAGACGGCGAGGAGGGAGACGGUGAGAAGGGAGACGACGAGGAGGGAGACGGCGAGGGGGGAGAAGGCGAGGAGGGAGACGGCGAGGAGGGAGACGGCGAGUAGGGAGACGGCGAGUAGGGAGACGGCGAGGAGGGAGACGGCGAGGAGGGAGACGGUGAGAAGGGAGACAGCGAGGAGGGAGACGGCGAGGAGGGAGACGGCGAGGACGGAGACGGCGAGGAGGGAGACGGCGAGGAGGGAGACGGCAGGAGGGAGACGGCGAGGAGGGAGACGGCAGGAGGGAGACGGCAGGAGGGAGACGGCGAGGAGGGAGGCGGCGAGGAGGGAGACGGCGAGGAGGGAGACGGCGAGGAGGGAGACGGCGAGGAGGGAGACGGCGAGUAGGGAGACGGCGAGGGGGGAGAAGGCGAGGAGGGAGACGGCGAGGAGGGAGACGGCGAGUAGGGAGACGGCGAGGAGGGAGACGGUGAGGAGGGAGACGGUGAGAAGGGAGACAGCGAGGAGGGAGACGGCGAGGAGGGAGACGGCGAGGAGGGAGACGGCGAGGACGGAGACGGCGAGGAGGGAGACGGCAGGAGGGAGACGGCGAGGAGGGAGACGGCAGGAGGGAGACGGCAGGAGGGAGACGGCGAGGAGGGAGGCGGCGAGGAGGGAGACGGCGAGGAGGGAGACGGCGAGGAGGGAGACGGCGAGUAGGGAGACGGCGAGGGGGGAGAAGGCGAGGAGGGAGACGGCGAGGAGGGAGACGGCGAGUAGGGAGACGGCGAGGAGGGAGACGGCGAGGAGGGAGACGGCGAGGAGGGAGACGGCGAGGAGGGAGACGGCGAGGAGGGAGACGACGAGGAGGGAGACGGCGAGGAGGGAGACGGCGAGGAGGGAGACGGCGAGGGAGGGAGACGGCGAGGAGGGAGACGGCGAGGAGGGAGACGGCGAGGACGGAGACGGCGAGGAGGGAGACGGCAGGAGGGAGACGGCGAGGAGGGAGACGGCAGGAGGGAGACGGCAGGAGGGAGACGGCGAGGAGGGAGGCGGCGAGGAGGGAGACGGCGAGGAGGGAGACGGCAAGAGGGAGACGGCGAGGAGGGAGACGACGAGGAGGGAGACGGCAGGAGGGAGACGGCGAGGAGGGAGACGGCGAGGAGGGAGACGGCGAGUAGGGAGACAGCGAGGAGGGAGACGGUGA
Messenger RNA from Knipowitschia caucasica, 1530 nucleotides. Lineage: Eukaryota; Metazoa; Chordata; Actinopteri; Gobiiformes; Gobiidae. The record is from the annotation of a GenBank genome assembly.